ACUUGAAACUAAUACAAGACCAUGAAGGAUCUCUGACCUGGAUUUUUUGGACUCAAACUUCCACCACUACCACCACUGUCAUCUCUAUCCACCUGUAAUGUUUGAACGUUUUUUUUUGCAAAAGAACCACAGACAGUCUUGAGGGCAUCUAACUUAAAUAGAGUCUGAAAUUCAGUUGAUGGUGGUUUCGCCAGACAUUUCAGGGACUUCCCAUUCAAAUUUUUUUGUUACGGGUUUUUGAAAGAAGUCAGCAUGAAUCCGAUGUGGAAAGUGUACAAGAGCAAGGUGAUGAAGACUCUCAACCCUGAAGGAGAGGAAGAGCCCGCUGAAGAGGUGUGUGAGGUAGCUGAGGAGAUGACUCCAGUCCAACAUGAUGAAGGACCCAGUGCUGUGACUCAGCUGGCGAAAAGAGUGCAGGGUGCUGGGACGAAGGGCUGGAAGAGUGUGACUGCUCUAUUUAAUAAAGACGAUGAGCACCAGCUCCUGGAGUCUGAGACCGAGAGUCAACCAGUACCAGACCACCCACUGGCAGUUAAGCCAGAAGAGCCGACACGACCCAACAAACGCAACACAGGAUUCUGGGAUUCCUUUGCCACCAAGUGGAACCAGGCAGCAGCUAUGAAACAGGCUGAAGCAGCGGAGGCGGCCGUUGAGGACGAAUCCAACGGGACGAGUCAAGUGGAAGAGGAUCAGGCAGGAGCAGAGAACAUGGCUGGAGAAGAUGGAGGGGGCCAGAGUAACAGCUUCUCCAAAUAUGCCUCUCUGGGUGGGGCCAAUGAUGAUACACCUGCGUUUAAAUGGAACUUUGUGACCAGCAAGCUGGCCGAGCUGAAGAGCAAAAGCAUGACCAAGAGCAAUUAGCCAAUGAAGUAAGAAGACGCCAGCCAGAGAGACAGAAAAUGAAUGAAUAUUGUAUGAAUAUCUGAAUGAACCUGAUUAAUCACAGUCUCCAUAUUGGCUUUCAGCUUUACUUUAUGUACUGCUGCAUGACACACACACUUCAGGGAAUUAUGCACAACAGACGCUGUAGAAUAUUUUCCUGACCUUCUGUCAUAUAAGGAACAUCCCUGCUAUUUUGCACUAUACAUGUGGCCUAGUUUAGUUUAAGUUCUGCUAGCAUUUAGAAUCUUUUACUUUGAACCAUCUUCCAGACCGACAUAUUAGAAGUCGUCAAACUUAGCUUUAUUCAUUUAUUUUAUAAGUAGCUACAGUCUGUAAAUUCCAAUAAUAUUGCAUAAAUAUUCAAUAUUUAGAAAAAGGCAAUCACUGACCUAGUAAUGUAGACUAGCAUGGUUUGUGAAGUGGACAUUUUGUUGAUGUAAACACACUUGGAUUGACUCAGGAACAAAGAUGAGCGGAAAGAAAGUUGUGUCAUGACAUAGACUUUGUCAAAUUUCACAGAUUUCCAUGAAUGUUCCAAGAACAUCACAUCAGCAGGUUAAUAUACUGAAUAUACUGUAGUGUCUCUGUACCACUUUAGCAAGCUAACUACUGACAUUUCUUAAUUAGCAUGCCUAUACAAUCAUUUAAAUGAGACAAAAGCAAAUACUGUAUAAAAUAGUAGCUAGAUGUUAAUGAAAAUGUAAAGUAAUAUAUAAUAAGAUAUAUAUAAUAGGUUAAUGAGGUAGAAUGGGCACAAAGAAUGCACUUUUGUCCAGGAGGAAAAUAGGAUCAUGUGAGUUCUGAUUGCUUUCCACUUGUCCUGUUUCCUGUCUGGUUUCUCCCAAAUUCAGUUUGGUUUAAUAUAUGAAACCAGACUCGGAGCUUCUAUGUGUGUGUGUGUGUGUGUGUGUGUGUGUGUGUGUGUGUGUGUGU
Messenger RNA from Silurus meridionalis, 1815 nucleotides. RefSeq lists its product as uncharacterized. Lineage: Eukaryota; Metazoa; Chordata; Actinopteri; Siluriformes; Siluridae. Gene Ontology annotation, biological process: spermatogenesis. The transcript is spliced from 4 exons. Bases 253 to 861 code for a protein of 202 amino acids. The record is from RefSeq and is a predicted model, not a curated record.